Bombyx mori (domestic silkworm) is the source of this 825-nucleotide messenger RNA. RefSeq names its product Ssu72 RNA polymerase II CTD phosphatase (gene Ssu72). NCBI's taxonomy places the organism in Eukaryota, Metazoa, Arthropoda, Insecta, Lepidoptera, Bombycidae. The record is from RefSeq and is marked provisional. Gene Ontology annotation, molecular function: RNA polymerase II CTD heptapeptide repeat phosphatase activity. Gene Ontology annotation, cellular component: nucleus; mRNA cleavage and polyadenylation specificity factor complex. Gene Ontology annotation, biological process: termination of RNA polymerase II transcription.
AUGGCGAAAUUCAGAAUGAUGAAUUGACGAAUAAAAUUAAGCAUUUUCUAUGAUGUGGAUAAUAAAAUAAUAUUUUGUAAGGUUCAACUUUCUUUUCUAAUUUUCAGAUUUAAACAAUCUUGGAAACACUGAAUCACUAACAAUUAUUAUGUACAAAAUGUAGCGUAGCUUGAUCUAAUUUUAAAAUGAGUGAUUUAUACGUUGCGGUUGUGUGUUCCUCUAAUAUGAAUCGUAGCAUGGAAGCUCACGCGUUUCUCGUAAAAAAGGGUUUUAAUGUGAAAUCUUAUGGAACUGGCGAAAAAGUCAAACUACCUGGAGCCUCGGCAGAUAGGCCUAAUUGUUACGAAUUUGGUGUUUUAUACGAUGAGAUUUACAAUGAUCUUAUGGAAAAAGACAAAAAUUACUACACUCAAAAUGGACUGUUACAUAUGUUAGACAGGAAUAGAAGAAUAAAGCCUUGUCCAGAAAAAUUUCAGGUGUGUAAUGAAAGAUUUGAUGUCAUAAUAACUUGUGAAGAAAGAGUAUAUGAUCAAGUAAUUGAAUGGUUUGGCUCUAGAAGGUCAAUCUAUAAUCAACCUGUUCACGUAGUAAACAUUGACAUCCAGGAUAAUCACGAAGAAGCAACGAUUGGUGCAUUUUUAAUAAGUGAUAUGGUAACAAAAAUGGCUCAAAGCGAUGAUUUGGACAAUGAUAUAGAUGAAUUACUACACGAGUUUGAAUCAAAGUGCCACAGACCUAUUUUGAACUGUAUAAUGUUUUAUUGAAAAAUAAUUUGACUGAAUGCUAUUGUGUUUAUCAAUUAAAAAUAAAUAAAUAUAAAACUCA